AUGGAAUUUAUUGCCACACUCGACGCUCUGGAGAAGAAAAUCACGCAAGUUUCGUUGCUCAACGAGGACAUAUUGUCAGAAUUGGAUACACAAGGCAUUGAAGAGGAAAUAUUAGCCACUGACGCGUACAUGUUGGAAAUCGACAUCAAACUUCGCACGGUACGAAGUGAGAAAGAGGGCGGCCUCCAAUCUUCAAGUGUCGUUACAAUGCCGCGAUCCAAACUUUCGGUUCACACACCAAGCGCCCACUCCGCGGAACCCAUCAGUGACAAACAUGCACAACUAAACCUACAGAACAACAGCCAAACGCUUAGUGAUAUUUCGUAUGUUUCCAACGCUUCACAGUACCACCGACUUCCGAAACUCUCUCUGCCUACAUUUAAAGGUGAUAUUUUACAAUCGCAAACAUUUUGGGACUCGUUUGAAACAACUGUGCAUUUAAAUACAAAUCUAUCGGACAUUCAGAAGUUUAGCUACCUGAAAUCUCUGUUGGAAUGCGACGCGUCUAGAACUAUUGAUGGUUUCGCUUUGACAAACGCUAAUUACAAACGGGCUAUUGAACUGCUGAAAGAACGAUAUGGACAGCAACACAAAAUCACCCACGCAAUUAUGCAGGCACUGCUUCAAUUACCGGCUCCUCUCUACAACCUGCAGAGUGUUCGAAGUUUUUAUGACAAAAUGGAGACACACAUCCGGAACUUGGAAUCCAUCGGCCAACAGCAGGACACGUAUGGCGAUCUACUUGUUCCGGUUAUAUUAGAGAAGCUACCGGCAGACAUUAAGCGAAACCUGGCCCGAGAACGAGGAGAUACUAACUGGAAGCUGUGUGACCUCCGCCGCGCUAUCUACAGAGAGCUCGACAUCAUGGAAGCCGGAAGUGCAUCGUAUCCGGAAGUCGCCCAGUUCAUGAAAACUGCGUCACUCUACGCAGGGACGAACCACGCUAAGAAGGCUAAAUUCGACAAGAGCGAAUCCUUGAAUGUGAAGAAACAAACAUUUUCUUGUCCAUUCUGUCACGAGAAACACAAACCCACAGAAUGUUCGAAAUAUUGCAGCCCUUCCGAGCGAAUAAGCGUAUUCGAAAAGGACAAGCUGUGUUACAAUUGUCUAGGUAUCAAGGAGACGGCCGUCGAUGCAGCUAUCCUCUUCGACGAGGGCUCCCAGAAGUCUUUCAUUACGCAGCAGCUGGCAGACCAACUACAACUUCCGGUUGAUGGUAUUGAAAUGUUGAACAUUGCGUCAUUCGGUGGAAUCACAACGAGAGUCUAA
Molecule: messenger RNA, 1269 nt
Organism: Dreissena polymorpha
Lineage: Eukaryota; Metazoa; Mollusca; Bivalvia; Myida; Dreissenidae
Exons: 2
Coding region: 1-1269 (422 amino acids)
Source: RefSeq, a predicted model, not a curated record